Arvicola amphibius (Eurasian water vole) is the source of this 1245-nucleotide messenger RNA. It is a transcript of the gene Crhr1, whose product is annotated as corticotropin releasing hormone receptor 1. The coding region runs from base 1 to 1245 and encodes 414 amino acids. Gene Ontology annotation, cellular component: plasma membrane; neuron projection. The record is from RefSeq and is a predicted model, not a curated record. Lineage: Eukaryota; Metazoa; Chordata; Mammalia; Rodentia; Cricetidae. The transcript is spliced from 13 exons. Gene Ontology annotation, biological process: adenylate cyclase-activating G protein-coupled receptor signaling pathway; cell surface receptor signaling pathway. Gene Ontology annotation, molecular function: G protein-coupled peptide receptor activity; corticotropin-releasing hormone receptor activity; corticotrophin-releasing factor receptor activity.
AUGUCACAGCAAGGUCAGAUUCCCAUCCAAGCUCUUCUCCUCCUGGGGCUGAACCCCGUGUCCACUUCCCUACAAGAUCAGCGCUGUGAGAGCCUGUCCCUGGCCAGCAAUGUCUCUGGCCUGCAUUGCAAUGCCUCCGUGGACCUCAUUGGCACCUGCUGGCCCAGGAGCCCUGCAGGGCAGUUGGUGGUUCGGCCCUGCCCUGCCUUUUUCUACGGUGUCCGCUACAACACGACAAACAAUGGCUACCGGGAGUGCCUGGCCAACGGCAGCUGGGCAGCCCGCGUGAAUUACUCCGAGUGCCAGGAGAUUCUCAACGAAGAGAAGAAGAGCAAAGUGCACUACCACAUCGCGGUCAUCAUCAACUACCUGGGCCACUGCAUCUCCCUGGCAGCCCUCCUGGUGGCCUUUGUCCUCUUUCUGCGUCUCAGGAGCAUCCGAUGCCUGAGAAACAUCAUCCACUGGAACCUCAUCUCGGCUUUCAUACUGCGCAAUGCCACAUGGUUUGUGGUCCAGCUCACCAUGAACCCCGAGGUCCACCAGAGCAAUGUGGGAUGGUGCAGGCUGGUGACGGCUGCCUACAACUACUUCCACGUCACCAACUUCUUCUGGAUGUUUGGUGAGGGCUGCUACCUACACACCGCCAUUGUGCUCACCUACUCCACCGACCGGCUGCGCAAAUGGAUGUUCGUCUGCAUCGGCUGGGGUGUACCUUUCCCCAUCAUUGUGGCAUGGGCCAUCGGGAAGCUGUACUACGACAAUGAAAAGUGCUGGUUUGGCAAACGUCCUGGAGUGUACACUGACUACAUCUAUCAGGGCCCCAUGAUCCUGGUCCUGCUGAUCAACUUUAUCUUUCUCUUCAACAUUGUCCGCAUCCUCAUGACCAAACUCCGGGCAUCCACCACGUCUGAGACUAUUCAGUACAGGAAGGCUGUGAAGGCCACUCUGGUGCUGCUGCCCCUGCUGGGCAUCACCUACAUGCUAUUCUUUGUCAACCCAGGAGAGGACGAGGUCUCCAGGAUUGUCUUCAUCUACUUCAACUCUUUUCUGGAGUCCUUUCAGGGCUUCUUCGUGUCUGUGUUCUACUGUUUUCUGAACAGUGAGGUCCGCUCCGCUAUCCGGAAGAGGUGGCAUCGGUGGCAGGACAAGCACUCCAUCAGAGCCCGCGUGGCCCGUGCCAUGUCCGUCCCCACCUCCCCGACCAGAGUCAGCUUCCACAGCAUCAAGCAGUCCUCGGCAGUGUGA